Messenger RNA from Solea senegalensis (Senegalese sole), 3725 nucleotides. RefSeq names its product interleukin 12 receptor, beta 2a (gene il12rb2). The record is from RefSeq and is a predicted model, not a curated record. Gene Ontology annotation, biological process: cytokine-mediated signaling pathway. Lineage: Eukaryota; Metazoa; Chordata; Actinopteri; Pleuronectiformes; Soleidae. Bases 201 to 2582 code for a protein of 793 amino acids. Gene Ontology annotation, cellular component: external side of plasma membrane. Gene Ontology annotation, molecular function: cytokine receptor activity; protein binding. The transcript has 16 exons.
AGCAUCUGUGUCUCCGCUGCCUCUUCAGUGUGAGACAUGCAGCUGUGAGGACAGAUGGGUAGAGUGUCUGACGCAUGGGACGGAACUUCAUGAAACCCAAAAGGUUGAUGUGACACUGGACUGUGAUGUCUCGAGGUAUUUAGCAGCUCCUGUUGUCAUGUAAGGAUCUUACAGAAAGAGACAGUCACUGAUGAAUCAUCAUGUUCCAAACAUGGUCCAUCUUCACCGCUGUCUUUCUGCUGAUGAUGCAGCUCUGCACAGGUGAGAAAUCCUGUGUGAUCUGGUCCAGUGCUGGACAUGUGGUGCAGCGCAACUCCACUUUUAACAUUUACUGCAGCUUUAACUGCAAGUGCAAGCGAUCCAUGUACAGUGGGCAGCCGCCCACACUACAGCGCCACACACAGCUCAACUUAACAACCAUAUAUUUGACUGUGGUGAACAUCACAAAAAGGAAUACGUUCAGCUGUCAGUGUAACUGUCCUGCACUGGACCCGUGUGGACUGGACAUCUCAGCUGGAUAUCCACCGGAUCAUCCAAAAAAUAUUUCAUGCAUCUACAAGAUCCAGAAUAAUGAAACAGGAGAUGUGUUGUGCACUUGGAAGCGAGGAUGGGACACGUAUCUUACUGACAGCACGGUACUAUGGGUGAGAACUGAAUCGGGAAAUCACACAAGCGACCGAGAGUCACACAAUAAGGGAAGCGAUUCACACUCUGUCAGCCUCACUGUGCCCAGAUCUGUCCAGAUUAUCUAUGUGUGGGUACAAGUCCAAAAUCCACUGGGCUCUUCUGUCUCCUCCCCCAUCAUCUACUCACUCAGUGACAUUGCCAUGCCAUUGACUCCUGUUCUUGGACGAGUCGCGUGCUCCUCCCGUGAGUGCAUUAUCCAAGUGGAGCAGCGCGUCGUGACUCAACACCUGGAGAUCCAAUACAAAGCAGCAGGAGAGACAUGGACAUCUUAUUUCUACCAAAUUGUGCAGACCAGUGCAGUACAGGACCGAUCCAUUCCCUCUCUGGAGCCCUACAGGUUGUACCAUUUCAGAGCCAGAUCUAAACUCAGCACUGGCCAGUGGAGCCAGUGGAGCACACAAAUUUCCACCUGGACUCAAGAGGAGGCUCCUGCGGAACCGUUGGACGUGUGGUACGCUGAACCUGCGUCCGAUUUAAAAACCCCAACAGUUUACUGGAAGGAGGCCGACAUUUCCAUUGCGAGAGGGAGGAUCAUAGACUACAGAGUCAGAGUUUACAACCCAGACUCUGGAUCUGAGCAGGUCACUAACGUCAGCGCUGAUGCCAGGAACUGUUCAGUCCCACUCUGUACUGACAAGUGUGAUGUGACAGUGUGGGCUCGCAACUCUAAAGGCUUAUCUCCUCCUGCCAGAGUUACAGCACGACACGUAAAAGCUCGGUCAUCUCACGAUGUGAAGGUGAAAGUAGACAACAGCAAUGUCACCAUCUCCUGGAGAAAGGGUGAAAGUGCAGCGCCGCCUGUUUCCUUUUAUGUGGUGGAGUGGUAUCCAGAGGGUCAGAGGCUGGAGGAGCUCAGGUGGAUGAGACUGGACAGUGACAGCAUGCAUGCAGUCAUCACAGGUAUUAAGCCGUUUGUGUGCUACAAGGGAGCUCUGUAUGUUUUCUAUAAUGAGAGCUCAGUGACCAGGACUUUGUUUGGAGGUGUCGCCACUGUGGAGUCAGCCCCAGUGAGUGGUCCACUGGUCCAAGAGACGGAGGUUGAGGGACACACAGUGAGAGUGAGCUGGAUGGAGCUUCGCCGGAGCGAGCAAAGGGGUUGCGUCACCAAAUAUACCAUCUAUUUAAAGAGCAGAGGUGGAGAACAGAAGCACUACUCCAUUUUAGCACCAGACAGAACAUAUAAGACCAAAGAUCUGCCUCCAGCUGACUAUAGCCUGUGGAUGACUGCGUGGACAGCUGAAGGAGAAGGACCUGCUGGUCACAGACUCAAGUUCCACAUCCAGCAGGAGAUUCCAUUGUCCCUCUUACUGGUGUGUAUUUUCAUCUCAGCGAUAUUGGUGCUUUUGGUGUGUCUGUGCCAGAUUCCAUCUGUCAAACAGAAGUUCUGGGUGUUUUUCCAGUGUUUCAUGCUUGAUGUUGUGCCAGAUCCUGCAAACAGCAAAUGGGCAAAAGAGUGUACCCAAGAGAAGGGAAAGAUAAAGCUACAAAUGCAGCUGAGUAACUCCAGUGUAAGCCAGGGGGAAGAAGAUCCGGUCCUGGUGGAUGUCGAGGAGCUGCCCAAACAGAACAGUAACAUCUCCACAUCAACAAAAGCCUCCUCACAACAGAGACCAGGCACGCUGCUGUACCCUCUGACCACGUAUAUCAAGAGCUUCUCACACGACUCGGACAGCUCCGACCACACGCACACGUCUCUGGACACGAACACCACCAUCGACUACAUCUCAACACACGCAAACAUGGAGGAGGAGGAGGAGGAGGAGGAGGAGGAGGACGGGACGCUGGAUUUCUUCCCCAGCCACAACAUCUUCAUGGAGCCGUUUAGCAUUGGAGGAAAUUUGACUUUGGACACAGUCAAAGUUCACUUCUGUAGUGACCUCUUUCGGAACAGUUAGGUGUUCACCUGGAACCAGAACUUUACACAGCAGAACCUUCAGUGACUUUGUGUGGAUCACACACCAACUACCUCUUUGCAUAUUGACACGUAACAUACACAGCUGUCUUGUGCUAAUUCCAUUUUUUUUUUUUUCCUUUUUCGCAUUAUUAUUGUUUUCUUAACAGAAUGGCUACAGACACACUAACACCACGACAACAGUAAUAAAAGGGGAAAAAAAAUGUCUGAUACAGACAGCACUGAAACCUUUUGACAGGAAGUGCGACUACAGCACAUCUACCACAAUCUAGAUGCAAGUACGUUUUCAUUGCACUGCCAUGUUUCCACCACAGACUGCUUUUAAAUUAUAGAUUAUCUAUGAGAUAGAAAUGACGUGAAAUGACUAAAACGGCCUUGUUCAUUGACUAUUUAGUUUGGCCCUUUGCUGAACCUCUAACAUGAUGGGAGGUGAUGCUGAUGUUUUUCUUUCUUCUAUCUUUAGACACUGCUCGGCCAAAUAAAAGUGACAUUUUUGUUGCUAUGGCAUCACCUUGAUGAGCUUAUGCAAUGUCACAUUUCAAUCACAGCUGCAAUCUUUGUUUUUUUGCCAAGAUCUCUUAUUUAUGAUGGAGAUGGAGCACUCUGUUCAGUCUUAUGCACAUUUCAAAGAUUCCCAAUGUGGUGAAGGCCUGGACUUUGUAAUGAAAAUGUUGUCUCACGCUCCCUGAGCCCUUCUUCUUCAAAAACUUGGCCAUUCCAUAUAUUUAGAACUGAGGUCUUGACCUAAACUAGUUAAAGCACCCCCAGAUCAUAACACUGCCCCUACUGGCUUGUAUGGUCGGCCCCAAGCCAAACAGUAGAUCAGUGGUCAGCAACUGAUGGCCCGUGGGCCGAAACUGGCCCGCCAGCAUCAGUAUCUGGCCCUGACUCUUUAAAAUUUUAAUUUCAUAUUGAGUUCAGAGCUUUUAUUCUGAAAAAUAGAAUUGACAGUUAGCCUAAACUAAAGGAUUGCUUUGAAAAAUAAAAAUAAAAACACUGCUGUUGUCAUGGAGACAGCCAGGUUUGGGGAUUAAAUGUCCUUAAAAUAACUACUUGCAUGUGUUAGGCUCUAAGUAGAAGCAGUCAUUCUUAAAACUGAAAUGAUGCACAAUAAAUAUGAACAGUA